Messenger RNA from Closterium sp. Naga37s-1, 2385 nucleotides. NCBI's taxonomy places the organism in Eukaryota, Viridiplantae, Streptophyta, Zygnematophyceae, Desmidiales, Closteriaceae. The record is from the annotation of a GenBank genome assembly.
AUGGAUCGUCGCGGCUCGGCGCUUCCAGCCCACGCGCUUCGACUAAUAGCAGUCUUACUGAUCAUCACUGUCGCCCCCGCCACCGCUGGCCGGCGGAUAGACGCACUCGGCACAACGACAAACGCGGACUCCGCCGGCUCCGCGACCACCGCCGGCGGCUCCGCGACCUCUGACGACGCGACAGCUGGCGCGGCGGCAUCGGACCUCGCGGCGCUGGCGGUGGACGCGAAAACGAAGCAGGAGAUUAAAUCCCUCGCGCCGCUGUUGGGCGCCGCGGACCUGACGGGCGUCGACAAGCCCCCCGAACGCGCGUCGUACUUAACUAAAGAUGCGUUCGCGGCGGCGGCGCGAAAGUGGGUCGCGCAGGUGAAGCGGCGCGUGCAGGCGGUGCAGAAGCUGAUUCGGGCGGCGGGGGGAGGCGGAGGGAAGGGGCGCGGAAUAAGCAAGGGGAACAGCGCACGCGGGAACGCCACUGCUGUUGACAAAAGUCUGGGCUACACCCCCCCCACGACCAAGGACCUCAAUCCCACCAAGCUGCCAAAUCUCAACACCGUCUCGCGCUACCUCACCGUGGGUCUCACGCUCGACCAAACUUCCCAGAAGCUCACGUGGACCUUCCCACCCAGCGCGGACCACCGCCCGCUGCUCUUGCCUGACGACAACUUCGACCAGGGCAACUGCGGCUCCUGCUGGGCGUACGCAGUAGCUCGGGCGAUUCAGGGCGCGUAUGGUGCCGUGACAGACACGUACCCCGAGGGGCAGCCGCUGUCCGUGCAGCAGCUCGUGGACUGCACUGGCUCUGCUGCCUCCUGCCGGGGGGGUUACCCUGAGGCAGCGCUGCAGUACGCGGCGAAGAACGGGCUGCAGUAUGAGCAAGACUACGCGUAUACGGGGGCCACCGGCAAGUGCAGCGCGAACAAAACGAUGGAGAAGUGGAGCAUCUCGAUGUACGAGCAGGUGCCACUGCCGGGGCCGCUGGGGCUCAUUCUCGCGCUGCAGAAGCAGCCCGUCAUCGUCACCAUCCGCGCCUCCUCCCAAGACUUUAUCGACUACACGGAAGGCAUAUACCAGGGCUGGGGCUGCUACAACCCGCUGGGAACUGUCUCGGAUAGCUGGGGCAGUCUCGGACGGGCCAUGGCCACGGCUACAGCCACCAACAACACAGGCCUUCUAGACCACGUGAUGCUGGCCGUGGGGUAUAACUAUGACUCCCCGGGGAGCUGGAACAACUACUUCAUUUUGAAAAACAGCUGGGGGCCGCAGUGGGGCGAGGGCGGGUACAUGCGGAUUCGCAUGGAGAAUGGGCCGUUUGGCACGUGCGGCAUGCUGGUCAAUCGCGGGCUCUACCCCGUUGUGAGAGCCCAGAGCACCAAUCCCUGCAGCGCAUCACCGUGUGGGGGCGGCAGGUGUAUGGUCAACGAGAGGGACACCACCAAGUACACGUGCGAGUGCCCCGCCCCACUCGUGGCUGCUGUCAACCGUGACGGCACCGCUACGUGCACCGUCAUCGACGUGUGCAGUGUGCUACCCACCAACCCCUGCGUCGUGGGGCAGUGCAUCAACAGCGGUGACGGCGGCUACUCGUGCCUCUGCCCGCCCAACUACAAAACUAGCGUGCUCGCCUCCGGCCAGACCACCUGCGUGCCUGAGAUGUCAACGAGCAGCGCAGCAGCGGUGCAGGGCACGUACACAGUGCAGGGGGGGGAGACGUGUGGCGCCAUCUACGGCUUCAUCGGCCUCACCCAGGAGCAGUUCCUCGCACAGAAUGAGGGAGUGGACUGUGACAAUCUCAAGGCGGGUCAGGUGCUCAACAUCUCCAUCCCCUCCUCGGCUCAAGUGUGCCGCGUGCGCUACACUGUCACCCAGGCGGACGCAGCAGCAAGGAGUUGUGACCUCAUCAAUAAUCGCUUUGGCAUAGACGUCGCGACCAUCAACCCCAGCCUCGAUUGCUCAAGCCUCGUGCCCAACCAGCAGAUCUGCAUCCAGGUGGGCGAUGCCGUGUCAGGAGCAGCGGACUACAACCUGUGCACGAGCUACCUGCCGGUCAACGAGUGGGUCACGUGUGCCAACGCUGUGGAUUGGUACCGAAUCUCCUGGCUCGACCUCUACCGCUUCAACCCCGGCAUCAACUGCGACACGCUCACAGCACUCACCGCCUCCGAGAUCUGCAUCGCCGGCACGCCGUUGGGAGCGGUGGCAUGCGGUAAGGCGCGGUCAAAGACGGUGGCGAACCGGCGGUACACGGUGGGGGCGGGGGACAGCUGUGCGUCGCUGGUGGUGGUGCAGUUCCAGCGCCAGCCGCCGCUCGUGGGCCAGCUCAACCGCGGCUGGAUGUGCCGCUCCCAGAGCCUCUUCGCCGGCAUGCCCCUCUGCAUCCCCUCUUAG